AUGGUGUGGAUUUUAGUGUUGUACUGUCUCUUUCUCCCCCGUCCCCUCCCUCCCCUCCCCUCCCUCUCCACUCUCCCCCUCUCUCCCCCCUCCCCUCCCUCUCCACUCUCCCCCUCUCUCCCCCCUCCCCUCCCUCUCCACUCUCCCCCUCUCUCCCCCCUCUCUAACCCUCCUUCCCCUCUCUCCCUCUCUAUGUGUGCGCACACGGAGCACACGGAGGAAACCCCACAGAGCACAUGGAGGACACCACACGGAGCACACGGAGGACACCACACGGAGCACAUGGAGGACACCACACGGAGCACACGGAGGACACCACACGGAGCACAUGGAGGACACCACACGGAGCACAUGGAGGAAACCCCACGGAGCACAUGGAGGACACCACACGGAGGACACUGCAUUGUCACCUCCGGCACCAUGUGCGGUCUGUGA
Messenger RNA from Knipowitschia caucasica, 435 nucleotides. NCBI's taxonomy places the organism in Eukaryota, Metazoa, Chordata, Actinopteri, Gobiiformes, Gobiidae. The record is from the annotation of a GenBank genome assembly.